Molecule: messenger RNA, 296 nt
Organism: Cetraspora pellucida
Lineage: Eukaryota; Fungi; Glomeromycota; Glomeromycetes; Diversisporales; Gigasporaceae
Source: the annotation of a GenBank genome assembly
GACAUCACAACGAUGUAUACGGUGAAAAGAAACACAAGGGGCAUCUUACUCAUGAAAUAAUCGUUGGAGCCGCAGCUUUUGAAGCCAUGAGGCACUUUGAAAAAAAGUAUGAAGAAAAAACUGGACAAAAAGAUAAAUUUGCCUUUGCUAAAGAGGCACUCGUAGCAUUGGCUGCUGCUGAAGUGGAAAAACUUAUUGAGACAAAAGGUCUAGAUUCUUUUGAUAAAAUGAAAGCAAAAAGGCACGCACAAGAGGCUGCCGAAAAAUUAUAUGAAGAAAAAUAUUGUAGAUGUUAA